UUAUAGAUGGCACUGUCAUGGGUGCAUUGCAAUAAUUGCUAUUUGACCGCUGCUGCUCAGAACACUACCAAACGUGAGACAUUUGCACUUGCAAAUUGUGGACAUAUAUUCUGCUCCAAGUGUAUUGGCAAAUGUGACACCUAAUACUCUACUGAUGAAUGCAUUACGAAAGGUAAAUUCUGUCAUCAAAUUCCAGCAGAAUCAGUACAACAUAAUGCGAAGGAAUGUAAGCAGCAUGCAUGAACAGAUGAAUAAUGUAGCUGAUCGAUGCAAGGAAACUGCGAAGAUCUGCGACUUUUUGGAGAGGAAUGCAAAAACACUGGCGACUAAUAUGCAGCAUCAGCAUGAAAUAUUGCAGAAUUUGAAUAGUUCAUUUGCAGACUGUUCACUAACUUUGAAACAUUUUGGAGAUGUCAGUGAUAAUGUCGAUACAUCAGGAUCGGUGGUUUCGCAACACAAUUCAUCUCUGCAAAAUAACGAGGGAUUGAGCGAAGCAAACAGUUUUCCUCUUCGAAGCGGAUCUUUUAAUAGCAUUCUGUCGCUAAGUGAGCAAACUUUAUCAAAUUUUAAUGCAACAAUCAAUAAACCGUUCAAGCUUUGUUCUGAUGUCGACGAAGACCUCUCAAUGUCAUGCCUUCAGUCAGUGAAGGCAUCUGGAAAUUUGGCAGCUGUAUUCGGUGGUAAAGAUAGAAACAGUGCAAAGAAGUUAAGACAAUCUAUUAGCAGUAUCAAUCCGUACAUGAAGUAUAUAUCACAAAAAAACACGCAUUCAUUAGGAGUUAUUGAUAAUAAUUUUACUUGUUCGGCAGCGACACAGAUCAAAAAGGAUGAAUUUAAUUUACAACAGCUGGGAAGCAAAAGACGGCCAAAAACGUCGGAAAAUAUACAAUUAUCACAAGACAUAUUUAAAAUGGCAUCAAGUACAGAUGGACUGUUCAACAUACGUGCACAUUCCCUUAGUCGUUCACCACCUCGUAAAAAUAGCCGUUCUGGUGAUAAUUAGACUUGAAUAGAAUGUUUUGAUUUACUAUUGUGAGCCAAUGUCUUAUAUGUGUCAGCAUCGUUGAAGUUGUUAGUACAUGGAGAGAAUAGCUGAAUGAGUCCUGGAUGAAUUUCAAUGGAUCCUUUUCAGAUCACUGACGCUAAAAUAAAGUAUGUUAUUCUGAAUUGCCAUUAUUGAUUCUUAUCAUCCACCCAACUUCUGUCUCAUCUGAUAUUUGCUUCGUAACAUUGAUAAUAUCUGAACUUUAUUUAGUGAUAUGUAAUGUGUUUUCCAAUUUAUCAUGCAUUUGAUAAUUCGGUUAUUACUUGUAGCAUACUGUAAUGUCGUUCACUCACAAAAUGCAUGCAAUUCGUCAUUUUUUUUUCUUUCUUCCGUUGAUGUAAAUUCUGAAUUGUUUUAACGUUCAGCUUUUUUCUUUUUGAUUUCAUUUCGUAUCAUUCUAUCUAGACUAUUUGGUCGAAAAUACCACUGGUUUCUUAUGAUAGCAUACCUCGAUAUCUUAUUUCUUCUUUUGAAAGACGUCUGUAAUCAUUUGGGUGAUUCUCAAAAUUAAUAUCAAUACACUAAUUGAAGAGAUGAAUUUUAUUCGAAGUGUUGCAAUAAUAACUAGUUUGAUGGAGUUUUUAUUCUAUUCCAUCUUUUUUUUUUU
Loa loa (African eye worm) is the source of this 1652-nucleotide messenger RNA. RefSeq lists its product as hypothetical. The record is from RefSeq and is a predicted model, not a curated record. Lineage: Eukaryota; Metazoa; Nematoda; Chromadorea; Rhabditida; Onchocercidae. The coding region runs from base 155 to 1003 and encodes 282 amino acids. The transcript has 8 exons.